CAGUUUAAUUAACGGGGAGUAGCAAUAACGAACGAUGAGUUAUAUAAUGUAGUCAAAGCCAAUAGUAAAUUACAACUACUGUAUCAAUAUGACUGCUGAUCGACAGUAGAUAAUGGACUCUUUUAUAUACACCUGGAAAACACUUUGAAAACAGAAAUGAAGCUAGAUAUUUUAGUGUUUUUCUUUGCAACCGUCGGGGCCUUAACUAGACCCGGACCUCCUUUGAUCAGCAAACGAGUACUUCGUGUUGCGCCAGCAGCGAAUCACAGUUUGUAUAAACUCAGUUCAAAUACUGGUAUCCCGAACCAUGGAAUAUGUGCAAAGUAUUGCAAAUCCGAAGAAUGCCUCUCAUUCUCCUACACGGUGGGUGAACAAACGUGUGAAACUUACUCCCGAUUGAUUGAGGAGGCAUCGGACGCUGAUAUAGCCAUGUCAACCAUGUACUUCUCUAGAGUUGUCCUGAGAAGCUGUGCAGACGUUCCGCAUAUGUAUCAUUCUGGUGUUUACAAAAUAACCACAACAGAACAGACCAAACUGGACGUCUACUGUGAUAUGGACACCGCCGAUGGACCGUGGACUGUGAUACAUAGACGGACAAAGGGAGAUGUUGAUUUCUAUCGUAAAUGGGCUGACUACAAGAAAGGAUUUGGUGAUAUUCAUGGAGAUUUCUGGAUCGGCAACGACAACCUUCACCUCCUGACAAACACUUCGAGGAAGCUACGUGUUCAAUUAAAGGCCUGGGACGGGACAUGGGGGUAUGCCGAGUACACGAAUUUCCAGGUGGCUGACGAAACUCAAAAUUAUAAACUUCUGGUGAAUGGUUUUUCCGGGAACGUGUCAUACAAUGCCAUGGAAAUCAGUAACGGCCGCAUGUUCACUACGAUCGAUAGAGACCACGACCAUGGCUCUGGUAAUUGUGCUGCCUAUGCAAAAAGUGGGUGGUGGCAUAGAAAGUGCGCAUGGGCAAACCUGAAUGGCGUUUAUCAUACACUUGCCGACAUGAAUACAUACAAAUCGUAUCAGACUUAUGGAGGAGAUUUCGCAAUGCGUUGGGCGUACUUUCCAGACCCUUCCAUAGCGCGAUAUCCACUAGAAAAGGCCAAGAUGAUGAUUCGAUAGACGCCAGUUUUAUAUGGCCACCCAAGUCAUCACUGCGUCUGACUCCAGUAAGAAUACGACUUUGUGGAAUAAGUGCACAUGUUUCUUUGGUUUUGCAUUAACAAGUUACAUGGUUGAAGAAUGGAGAGGUGAACAUAGUCCAUGGGAUAUCAAGGAUGUAGAUUCUAUAGAAUUCUUGAAAAGGUAUCAAUGGAUUUUUCGUGAUUUGUGUAAAUGUUUCCAUCUCUAACCCGUCGUUUUAACCAUUAGGAAAUCUAUUGAAGAUGAAAGUGAAAAAGUGAUCAUGCACUUCUAUGCAUUCGGUACCAUCGUUUUCAGUCUGGAACAAAUUUGAUUCGAACCGAUAACAUUUCGCCUCAUUCCAGACACGUAUGACAUAAAGUUUUUAAGAACAAGAUCUAUUUGAACAGGACAUGCGUAAAUAUUUAUUGAGAGGAAAACUUCAAAUGUAAAUGGUAAAGAUACUACAUCGCCAACAGAGUAUGAACUGUUCUCUGAAAAAAUACAUACAAUGGCAUGCAUUGUAUAGAGAUAUAUAAAUGUAACUGAAAAUG
Molecule: messenger RNA, 1673 nt
Organism: Pecten maximus
Lineage: Eukaryota; Metazoa; Mollusca; Bivalvia; Pectinida; Pectinidae
Product: angiopoietin-related protein 7-like
Exons: 5
Coding region: 157-1119 (320 amino acids)
Source: RefSeq, a predicted model, not a curated record